AUGAUCUUCAUUAACGGCCUGUGGGAGAAGAUGUUGCAAGUACCUAAUAUUGCCAGCCCACCCGUCUUGUCUCAGUGGGUCCAUGAGGGGCUUCAGCCAUUCCUGGUCAAACCCGAGGUCUUUGCUUGCCUCCAUGACAAAACCGUGUCGUGCGAGACGUUUCGAACGAUAGUCGCUGCCCUGAAUGGCAUAUAUUCUGACCUUUCAGUGGAAGAACAGAGGAAUCUUUACACCGGGAUCAAAUACUAUCUCCUCCAGGAUGGAUCAAACCAAAAGUGCUACAAUCCAGCCAUUCCAGGUCUCAAUUCCACUGCUUGGUUUGAAAAUUAUCUCGGAUCCUUUUUGGAGCAUGCUACUGUUGAAGACCUGCAGCUUUUCGGUGAUGAACCAACACUUCAAAAAUUUGCCAUGGAUCCGGUCAAUAUGCAGAUGAUCAGCAACCUCACCUUGCUCCGGGAGACGGCUGUGUACUACACCUCGCUACUCACCUCUGCACCUGGUUUUCCCUUAUCGAGUCUGCCAGACAGAUUUGUUUGCUACUUGAGCCCCUCGGCAGUGAGCAGCCUGAGCAGGGACGACGCUUUGAGCUUGGCCCAGCGAAUCACUAAGAACUGCCCAUCGAACCUGACGCACAGAGGAAUAACUGGAGAGCGAGCUCCCUCCUCCCUGACGACAGAGGAACUGCAGGUUGCGUCCUCUUUGGUGAGGAAGUUUGAGCAUUUCCCUCCUGCGAUCCUGCGUGCAUUGGGCCAGGCUGCGGUUGGGCUGUCUGUAUCCGACAUUGAAAACAGCAUCACUGAUGAAGACCUUGAAGCCUCUAUUCCCGCCCUGGGUAAAGUUUCCGGCUGGAACGCUGAGCAGUCCAGCACUAUUAUCAACAAACUGCUCAGCUCUGGCUAUCAGAUCCCGAAUGGACAGAGCCUGGCGACGUUGGGGAGCUUGAUGGCUGGCCUCAACAGCAGCACGCUUCAAAGUCUGUCUCCAGAAGUGAUCUUAGAAGCUAUUCAGUUGCCUGAGUUUGUUCAGCAACUGGUGACCCUGCCCUCUGCUCUGAAAAUGGCAUUUGUGGAAAAGAUUUCCUCCAGUGUAGACCACCCUGCUGACCUGGUUAAAUACAUCCCUGAUGCUCUGGCCAGUUACAUUCCAAAAUUUUUGCUUGUUUUUGGGGAAAAGAAGCCCAGCGUUCAGGAUCUCAACAGUAAACCGUGGACCCGAGAACAGGCUGCCAUGUUUUUCAGUGAUGUGAUACAGGCAGAGCCUGACUUCAGCAGGCUUUCCCCGUCAGUCCUCCAAGGCUUCACCUGCGCAGCUGUCAGUGAGAUGGAAGCAGAAAGACUUCAGGAGCUGGCCAGAGUCAUGAAGGAGAAGAAUGUCAAGCUGGGAGGAGACCAGCUGAGUUGCUUAGUGAAGAUGGUGACGCUGCAUGGGAUUCCCAAGGAUUUAGAUAACUAUCCUAAAGACCUGUUGUUGUUUUUAAGCCCUUCAGACUAUGCAGCGACAGGAAGCUGUAGGCAGUACUUCACUAAUAUUGGGAAAGCGAAUCUUGAUGUUCUGCAGAGAGAGUCACCUCAGCGGAAACAGCUGCUCCAGGAGGCGUUGGCAUGUUUGGUACGUGGUGGGUGGCCUCCUGCAGCAUGGUCAGCGUUUACCUUGAAUGAGCUGAGUGGCUUGAUUCCUGUAUUUGGUCACAGCAUCUUGCAGAAGAUCCCCAAGAAUGCUUUAACAGUUUGGCUGAGAAACUUCGCACAGGAUUCAGCUCUGUCGAGGGAGCAGCUGGCCACUGUUGUUGAAGAACUCCUGCCUACGAGGCACAAGCGUGCCGACGGUUGUCCGCCUGGCAAAGAGGUAACAGAGAUGGUUUUAAACGAUGACUUGAUGCCUAUUUACUACACACCUGAGGAGUUACACGCUUGCCUGAAGAAUGUCUCUCUGGAGAAUCACCUCUCUCAGAUACUGACCUACCCCUUCAGUGUUGAGCAGUUGGCUGUGCUGAAGAGGGUUCUGGAUGAGAUGUAUCCUGAUGGGUAUCCUCAAAGGCUGCUCCCCAACCUGAGCACUCUCCUUUUUUUCAUCACCCCGGAGGACAUUACCAAAUGGAAGAUAACUUCAGCUGACACGCUGGCUGCCUUGCUAGAAAAUCAGCCCUCUGAUGCUCAGGCAUCUGCAAUCAUCGGACGAUAUGUUGGCUUGGGAAAUGCCUUGAAUGCCACUGCGCUGAACGCCAUUGGUAUGAAAUACAUCUGCCUCCUAAAUGAGACCGAGCUGAACACCAUAGACUCCGACAGCUUGAAACCGGUAUCUCUGAAUGUUUCGGCCUGUUCACAGAUCACGAAAGACAUCUUGUAUCUUAAAGCUAAACGUGCUUUCUCGGCCCAGCGCAAUGUACCUGCCUACUAUGAGCUUAUUCAGCCAUAUCUAGGGGGCGCUCCUGCUGUGGAUCUCCAAGCUCUAAGCAAGGACAAUGUGAACAUGAACAUUAGUACUUUCGUGGCGUUAAGGAGAGACUCUUUGAUGAGCCUGACAAUUCCCGAGGUUUGGGGCUUGCUAGGGAUAAAUUUCCGAGAUCUGAGGAAAUGGCAGAACAAGUCUCCCAUCCGGGAGUGGGUCCAAAAGCAAAAACAAAUGGAUCUGGAUAAUCUGCACACUGGGCUCACUGGAGGAACACAAGAAGGCUACAUGAACAUCGUCACGCCCAAAUUUCAGCGAGGAGAGCCGGCCUGCGAAGACGUGGUUGAUGUUCGUUGCUCACGCUUUACGCGAGGAGAACAGGACAACCUGGUCUGUUCUUCAUG
Messenger RNA from Eurypyga helias (sunbittern), 2792 nucleotides. It is a transcript of the gene MSLN, whose product is annotated as mesothelin. Lineage: Eukaryota; Metazoa; Chordata; Aves; Eurypygiformes; Eurypygidae. The transcript is spliced from 21 exons. Gene Ontology annotation, biological process: cell-matrix adhesion. The record is from RefSeq and is a predicted model, not a curated record. Gene Ontology annotation, cellular component: cell surface. The annotation marks the transcript as partial.